Molecule: messenger RNA, 5803 nt
Organism: Zalophus californianus (California sea lion)
Lineage: Eukaryota; Metazoa; Chordata; Mammalia; Carnivora; Otariidae
Gene: METTL6
Product: methyltransferase like 6
Exons: 6
Coding region: 299-1135 (278 amino acids)
Source: RefSeq, a predicted model, not a curated record
UCGUGGCGGAAAUGGCGGGGGCGGUGCUAUGGCAAAGGAUUCCGCCGGGAGAGGUCCUCGAGGCGAGUGUGUCCCCGCGCGGCGGCUCUCCGACUCGGCUUCCGAGGCCGGGGCCGGGCUGAGGGUUGAGUGCGUCCGGCCCUACCCGUCCAGCGUCCAGUGCUGCCUGGGGCUUGAACCCAGCCUGAGAAACCACACCUGAAAAACCCUGCCUCUGCAGUAUCAGCUUGGAUUCCUCAGGUUAUUCAGGGAUGGAUUAUCUUCAGCAGUGUUAAAUAUAUUACCAUCAAUUUAGGAAAUGGCUUCUUUGCAAAGGAAAGGGCUGCAGGCAAGGAUUCUCAGCUCUGAAGAAGAGGAGAAACUGAAAAGAGAUCAAGCUUUGGUGUCUGAUUUUAAGCAGCAAAAACUGGAAAAAGAGGCUCAGAAGAACUGGGACCUUUUUUACAAAAGAAAUAGUACUAACUUCUUCAAAGAUAGACACUGGACCACCAGAGAAUUUGAAGAGCUCAGAUCAUGUAGAGAGUUUGAAGAUCAAAAAUUGACUAUACUUGAAGCUGGCUGCGGUGUCGGGAACUGUUUAUUCCCACUGUUAGAAGAUCUGAAUAUCUUUGCCUACGCCUGUGAUUUUUCUCCAAGAGCAGUUGAAUAUGUCAAGCAAAAUCCUUUAUAUGACACAGAAAGAUGCAAGGUGUUCCAGUGUGAUCUCACCAAAGAUGACCUUCUGGAACAUGUGCCCCCAGAGUCUGUGGAUGUUGUCAUGUUGGUGUUUGUACUCUCUGCCGUUCACCCUGAUAAGAUGCACCUUGUCUUACAAAAUAUUUACCAGGUAUUGAAACCAGGCAAAAGCGUCUUGUUUCGUGACUAUGGGCUGUAUGAUCAUGCCAUGCUUAGGUUUAAAGCUGGCAGCAAACUUGGAGAAAAUUUUUACGCUAGACAAGAUGGAACCAGAUCAUAUUUUUUUACUGAUGAAUUCCUGGCUCGGCUCUUUGCGGACACAGGUUAUGAAGAAGUGGUGAAUGAGUAUGUGUUUCGUGAGACGGUGAACAAAAAAGAAGGCCUGUGUGUGCCAAGAGUUUUCCUUCAAAGCAAAUUCCGAAAGUGUCCUAAGAACCCAACUCUGAGUCACAAGUCCUGACCUUUCACGAGGUUGACAUUUGUGCCUCCCCUCGAAGAGGGAAGUUUAAAGUCACUCUUUAUUUUGGAUAUUUUUAUAUUUUUUUAUAAUGAGGACGUGUAAUUUUUAUAUUAAAAAGUAGCAAGUGUCUGUGUGUGUAUUAUGGAAAUGCAAAUAAAAUUGCAAGGCCUGAAAAGUGAAGUUUUACGGUAUAAUGUAAUGUAGCCAUGCUGUCUGACUAAAAUUCCACGAAGGGGAAAGCAUAAGCACUAAAAGAGAUCCUUGCCAUCGGUAAAUGUGCCAUGACUCAGUAAAUGUACCUCCAGGCAGCGUGUCAGGCAAUCCUGUGGGAAAAUGAGGCCAAAUAGACUAAAAUAACACAUCCAAAUGUAUUUUUAGCCUGAAGGAUUGUUCUCUUUCUAGUGUCUCUCACUUGCCCAUUUCUCUCUGCUUCCGUUCAUUUAUGUGCCUCUUCAAGACCAGUGUUUCACAAAUACAUCUUUUGCUAUGACUCAAGAGCCCACCAUGGCGCCCUGCCUAAUUCCUGAGACCCUCUCUAACUGAGCCAGGACCUGGCCACACUGCCUCAGUGUGUGGAGAGAGGGGAACGCCAUCACCUGUCCCAUCUACCCGAGGCAGUUUCUCCAGGAAUGCAGUGGAUGGACCAUCCCCAUCAAGGACAGUCCGGCCCCAUAAAGGAAGGGCCGCAGAGUUUUCACUUGGAAAAUUUAAGGUUGGCGUAAUGACAUACUACACACCUUGGACAUUGACGUUGCGCAAGGUAACCUCUCAGUGACCCACUUUAAAAUACGUUUGUUGUAAAGUCUACUUAAUGAUGUGACGUAGUCCAUCAGAGUUUUAGCCUUGAGCCAAUGGAUUGGAUUAAGAAACAAAAAUAAGGCUAAGCAUAAUAAAAACAAGGCUUCAGUCCCACUGCCUCUGUGUCCCCCUGUUGAUUCUCCCCAGGCAGACCUCUAUUAUUGCACCCCAGGUUAAGACAGUAGAGCAGCAGGGAUUUCCACGGGUUGGGUGCCCAGGGACCCAGGGAAGCAAAGCUACAGUUUAGUAGCAAAACUUGAACAUUUGUUAAAUCAUAGACUACAAAGAGUCCACCAAUGUUGCCUUGUCUUCACAGACAGCAGCUCCAGAAAGGCAGUGAGUACUAGUUAACAGUAUUAUAGAAAAUAGUUUAAGUACCAUAAUAUUAUAUAGUCAGGUAUAUAUAUUAUGUCUAGCAUACAUAUUAUACUAUACAAUAUAUAUCCUAUACCAUAUAGUACGAGGUAUCUCUUUUUGAGUUUUUGGUAUAUACUACAUACAGAAGUGCUAAUAAAGUUGUAUCACGUGAUUUGGAGUUUGGAAAACUGGGUUCAAGUGCAGGACUAUGCCCCCCACCAGUGACCAGCUUUUCAGAGCCUCAGCUUACCCAUCUCUUAAGGCUGAGCCCCUGUGACCUACAGGGUUGCUGCCGGUGCUAAAUGAGAUCAUUCACUUGGGAGUGCUUUGUUUACUAAAAAGUGCCAGCCACGUGCUAGUUAUUUCUAUUAGUUUGUAUUCCCCAUGAAAAUGAUCUCUCCCAUUAUUAAAUCCUAAUUCUUCUUCCAGAAGGCUGUCGUUUUUAAUCUUGGGGUCCUCAAAAGGGCCUGGGAUUUGGAUGUGCUGCCGCAAGGUGGUGCUAAAUACUCAAUAAUUGCAUUGGCCUUUGUUCUCAUUUUAAUCAUGGUUCUAGCAUGUCCAUUUUUAUUGUUGUUGAAAAGGAAGGAAAAUGCUUACAAAUGUGUUUUCUAGGUCAACUUAAUCUCGUAAGAUCAAUUUUGGCCUCGCUGUGGAAAUAAGAAGUAAGGAUUCUUUUAUCCAGCAUUCAAUCUACUUUACCUACUGAAGGGAGUUUGCUUUCAACUGAAUUUGGGCAACAUUUUAGGCAGUAGGCUCUGAACGUGUCUGCAAGGCCCCCACCCCUCUCUCAUCCCUGAAUGGUUCUGUGGAUUCAUUUUUACUGUUGCUAGGGAUUAAGGCAAAGCAAAAGAAGGGACUGCAGCCUGGAUACUUGUUUGCCUCACACUAUUAUUCAUAGUUAUCUUUGACAGCAUUUGGUUUCCUAUUUCACAGUAGUCAAGCAAGGAAGGGAAAAUUGUGAAAUAAAUCAUGUGCACCAAGAGAGUGAAACGGGAUCAUGUUUGCUGUUGGGGAGCCAAUAUUUAAUAUAAACUUAAAUAGCCUCUGCCUCUGAAACCAAAUAUUCCACUAAAAAUAAAAUUAGUUACUUUUCGCUUUUCUGCCCUCACAUGUGUGGCAUUUCAUUAGAUAGUAUUUGCUAAGUACCCACUGGAAACAGGGUACUGUGGGAUUGCUCUGGCUGGAGUACAGGGUUAGGGAGGGAGGACAGUGUGGGUAGGGAAGCAGCCCAACCAUAUCUUCACUAAGCCAAAGUGUGACAGCUAAGGAAAACAAGCACAAACACUCUGAACACCAGAGGAAAGAAAAAGAGGAAGAGAAGCAAUGGAAAACCUGAGGGUGGCAACUGUCACCACCACUUGGAAAGGAUAUUUCCACAGUUUUCAGUAGAGAUGUCAUAUGCCCUGGUGUGGGGCAUAGCCAUGGAGAUGAGAAUGUGAUUCAGAGCUCUUACGGUAACUUCCCAAGCACAUCUAGAAAAAUAUCAUGACUAGCAAAAUGAGAUCAUUCCUAGAGGAAAUACAACUUCUAACAAAAUGGUCAGCUCUAGUUAGAAACAGUUACUCAAUUGAGACUCUCUUCUUUACCUAUCAAAUGAAUAAAACUUAAAAAGUGGUAAUACUUAAUGCUGGUAAAAGGAUGGAGAGACCAAUUACGGAGAUACAAAAAGUAUGGCUUCUCUAAAACAGCACUGUCCACUAGAACUUUCUGAAAUGAUGGAAAUAAUCUCUGUCUGCAUUCUCCAAUAUGGUAACCACUAGCCACAAGUGAUUACUGAGGACUAAGGCUAGUUAGUGGCCAGUGCAACAGAGAAACCAAUUUUAAAAUUACAUAUAAAUACAACUGUAGUCACACGUGGCUAGUGGCUACAAUAUUGGACAAUGCAAGUCUAGAACACAAGCGUCGUGUAGUAAAUUUCAUAAAUCUAUACAUAAUCUUUGAUCCAGUAAUCCCAUGUUUGGGAAUCCAAUUUAAAGAAAAAUAGAAUAAUUAGGAAAUACUUAUACAAACAUUUUCAUGAAAAUGCUAUUUAGAGCAGUGUAAAGGUGACAACAGCUUAAAUAUCUAAAAAUAGGAGAUUGGUUAUAUAAAUUAUACCAUAAAUUAAAUAUUGUACAGUCAUUAAAACAAUAAUUAGAAAAUGCUCAUUCUAUAAUAUAAGCAGGAAUAUAAAAAUGUAGAGAAGAAUAGUUUCAAUUAUGUUUAAUAAUAAAUAUUAUAAAAGGAUACAUAGAUAUAUUUAAACAAAACACCUAGGAAGGAACCAAUUUAAAAUGGUUAAAGUAUUUAGUUCAUAGUUGUUCAAUUAUAGCUGAUACUUUUUCUUCUUUAUACAUCCCUGAAACUUUCAUGUUUUCUGUAAUGAGCAUAUACUGCUUUUGCAUUAAGGAAAAAAAAAUGUAAUCUACCAUCCUCAGAACUCCUUUCCAAAACUCACAAGUUAACUAAAAUCCUUGUGACAAAUCUGCUAGAAGUGCCAUUUCAACCUUUAAGAUUCUUACCACCAGAAGCUAGAGGACACCUCCCAAGAGAGAGAAUGGGUGUCUUAGGGUAUUCUUUUUGUUCCCAGGGCUCUGGAGUCAUGGUGAGGUGCCUCAGAUUGCAGGGUUUUCAUCUGUUGGAAUUUGGAGAUGCAGAUACCGCAGUUUGGGGAAAUUUACUCAAAUUAUUUAUUUAUAAUGACUCCUCGCCACUACCAACCCAUGCGCGCGCGCGCACACACACACACACACACACACACACACACACACGUUCUCUUUCUGGAACUCUUGUUAUUAAAACAUUGAACUUUCUGAACCAAUAUUAUAACUUUACAACCUGUUCUCUCUUCUCCCACCAUCUCUCUUAUUUCAUGUUUUGCUUUCUGGGAGAUUUGAUUCAGUCAGAAUCCUCCACUGAGUUGUUAAUUUUUGCUUUCAAAUUUUUAAAUUCCAAGAACACUUUUUUAUUCUUUCAAUGUUCAUUUUAAAAAGAACAACUUGGUCUUGCUUCAUAGAUGCAGUGUCUUCUCUCUCUCUAAGGCAUACAUUCUCCACGGGGGCACUACUGUCCCCCAAAGGCACAAAAAUUGGUUCUUUAGGGGUUGGCAAAAAAACCUAGAUAUUACAAUGAUUUGUAGCCCUUCAAAACUCAACCCUAUCUGACAAAAUCAUAUUCUUUAAUAUUUAAUUUCUCUCAUUAGGAAAAAUAAAAUUGAAUUCUAAUUUUUCUCCUUAGAGGUGUGAUUUAGGUUUUCAUCUCCCCGCAUAGUCUCCGUGAAUUGGUCUGGGCUCUCCAGAAAAAGAGAACCAAUUAUAGAGAGAUAGAUAGAAAUAGAGAUAUAUACAUACAGUAUAUAUCUUGAACAACACAGGGGUUAGGGGAACCAAUCCCUUCUGCAGUCAAAAAUCUACAGUAACUUUUGACUCCCCAAAGACCUAAGUACUAAUAACCUACGGAUGGCCUUACUGAUAAUGAACAGUCGAUUGACACAUAUUUUGUAUGUUCUAUACUAUUUUCCUAAAAUAUAUUCUA